CUUAUAUCUUCUACACCCUUUUUAUUCCAACUUUCUUCACCUUCUGCAACUCCAGCAAUCCCCCUUCUCUCUCUCUCUCUCUCUCUCUCUCUCUCUCUCUAUUGUGCUUAGAUUGUAUUUGUAAUCAUCAACAUGAGUCAAUACAAUCAAAACCAGCCACAGGUAUCAUAUGCAUAUCCUGCACCUAGCAGUACUGCAGCAGCAGCUGAGGGUCCCUACGUGGUUCCACCGCCGGUCGGUUAUCCGAUGAAAGAUGGUCAAUCUCAACAACCCCAUAACAACCAACCUCUUCCCUACAAAACUCAGUCUAGGGGCGACGGCUUCUGGAAGGGAUGUUGUGCUGCCCUGUGUUGCUGCUGUGUCCUGGACGCAUGUUUCUGAGGAUUGAUUGAUUUGUAUUUUCAUAAAUGAGUAUUAUUAUAGAGAGACUUGAUUGGUAGUUUUAUUUCUAGUGUAUUUGGAUUGAUAUUAUUUGUGUAAUAAUAAGAAUUGGAUUGUUUAUUAUCCAUAGACUGUUUCUAUAUAUCUUUCUGGUCCUUCUUGUAUAGCGUAUUGUUCAAUUA
This is a messenger RNA of Camellia sinensis, 563 nucleotides long. RefSeq names its product protein CYSTEINE-RICH TRANSMEMBRANE MODULE 4. Gene Ontology annotation, cellular component: plasma membrane. NCBI's taxonomy places the organism in Eukaryota, Viridiplantae, Streptophyta, Magnoliopsida, Ericales, Theaceae. The record is from RefSeq and is a predicted model, not a curated record.